AUGUCCAAUAAAGCAGGUGGGAAACGCCCGGCUACCACCAACAGUGACAUUUCCAACCACAACAUGGUGUCCGAGGUCCCUCCAGAGCGGCCCAGCGUCCGGGCCACCCGGACAUCCCGAAAGGCCAUCGCCUUUGGCAAGCGCUCACACUCCAUGAAGCGGAACCUCAACACGCCUGUCACCAAGGCGGGCUGGCUCUUCAAACAGGCCAGCUCCGGGGUCAAGCAGUGGAACAAGCGCUGGUUCGUCCUGGUGGACCGCUGCCUCUUCUACUACAAAGAUGAGAAGGAGGAGAGCAUCCUGGGCAGCAUCCCCCUCCUGAGCUUCCGGGUGGCUGCAGUGCAGCCCUCUGACAACAUCAGCCGAAAACAUACCUUUAAGGUGACCGUGUGCUGGGUGGACGAGGCCGGGGCCAGUUCCACGCACUGCCUCUCCCCGCAGGCCGAGCACGCCGGUGUCCGCACCUACUUCUUCAGCGCCGAGCGCCCCGAGGAGCAGGAGGCCUGGAUCCAGGCCAUGGGCGAGGCUGCCCGUGUGCAGAUCCCCCCAGCCCAGAAAUCCGUGCCGCAAGCUGUGCGCCUCAACCACGAGAAGCCGGACUUGGAAAACACACCACCCAGCAAACACCACCAGCAGCAGCCCCCUCACAACAGCUUCCCCAACCCUGAGCCCGAGGCCAAGACGCGAGGGGAGGGCGACGGCCGAGGCUGCGAGAAGGCAGAGCGGAGGCCCGACAUCCAGAGCGAGCCCCUGGCGAAAGCCAAUGGCAUCCCAGCUGGACCGGAAGCAGCCUCAGAGCCAAGCAGCCCUUACCCUGCUGGCCCGAGGGUCCCCGGGGGCGGCGAGCGGCCCCCCCAGCCCAAUGGCUGGCAGUACGGCUCCCCGAGCCGGCCGGGGAGCACGGCGUUCCCACCUCAAGACUCAGAGAGCGGGGGGCGCCGGCCGAGCUUCCCCCCACACGCCAACCCCGACAAGAUCGCCCAGCGCAAGAGCUCCAUGAGCCAGCUCCAGCAGUGGGUGAACCUGCGUCGGGGGGUGCCUCCCCCCGAGGACCUUCGGAGCCCCUCUAGGUUCUACCCCAUGUCCCGCAGGGGCCCCGAGUACGGCGGCCCCUACUCCUCCCAGUUCCCCGACGAUUACCAGUACUACCCGCCGGGCGUGCGGCCGGACAGCAUCUGCUCCAUGCCCGCCUACGACCGCGUCAGCCCGCCCUGGGCCCUGGAGGACAAGCGCCUCUCCUUCCAGCGCAACGGCUGCGGGUGGAAGGAGCCGGCCGGCUACGGGCGGCAGGACGGCGGCGCCGUCUGGAUCCCCAGCCCCUCCCGGCAGCCCGUCUACUACGACGAGCUGGACGCGGCCUCUGGCUCGCUGCGCCGCCUGUCCCUGCAGCCUCGGUCCCACUCGGUGCCCCGCUCGCCCAGCCAGGGCUCCUACGGCCGCCCCCGCCUCUACUCGCCCGUCCGCUCGCCCAGCGCCCGCUUCGAGCGCCUGCCGCCCCGCGGCGAGGACCUCUACGUGGACCCCACCGCCUACGUGAUGCGCCGUUCCAUCAGCUCUCCCAAGGUCCCUCCGUACCCAGAAGUGUUCCGGGACAGCGUCCACACCUACAAGCUAAACGAGCAGGAUACGGAUAAGCUGCUGGGCAAAUUGUGUGAGCAGAACAAGGUGGUGAGGGAGCAGGACCGGCUGGUGCAGCAGCUCCGAGCUGAGAAGGAGAGCCUGGAAAGUGCCUUGAUGGGGACCCACCAGGAGCUGGAGAUGUUCGGGAGCCAGCCCGCCUACCCAGAGAAGCUGCUGCACAAGAAGGAGUCGCUGCAGAACCAGCUCAUCAACAUCCGGGUGGAGCUGUCUCAGGCAACCACGGCCCUGACCAACAGCACCGCGGAGUAUGAGAGCCUGGAGUCGGAGGUCUCCGCUCUGCACGACGACCUCUGGGAGCAGCUCAACUUGGACAUCCAGAACGAGGUGCUCAACCGGCAAAUCCAGAAGGAGAUCUGGAGAAUCCAGGACGUGAUGGAGGGGCUCCGGAAGAACAACCCGUCCCGGGGCACAGACACAGCCAAGCACAGAGGUGGCCUUGGCCCCUCCACCACCUACAGUUCCAACAGCCCUGCCAGCCCUCUCAGCUCCGCCAGCCUCACCAGCCCCCUGAGCCCCUUUUCACUGGUGUCUGGCUCUCAGGGGUCCCCCACCAAGUCUGGGUCGAAUGAGCCCAAGGCAAGCUACGACCCAAGCAAGAGAGAGUCCCACCAGACCUCACCCCCGGACACGUCGAGGGACAUCAGCCUUGUGCCUACCCGGCAAGAAGUGGAGGCAGACAAGACGGCUCUCAACAAAGUUGGCAUUGUGCCCCCGCGGACAAAGUCGCCCACUGAGGAAGAGGGGACCCCAUCGGGGGUGGUGAGGAGGAAUGCCAAUGGGCUCCCCAACGGCCUCUCUGCCCGGCAGGAGCGCCCCAAGAGCGCGGUGUUCCCCAGCGAGGGCAAGGUGAAGAUGAGCGUGGAGGAGCAGAUCGACCGCAUGCGGCGCCACCAGAGCGGCUCCAUGAAGGAGAAGCGGAGGAGCCUGCAGCUCCCUGCCAGCCCUGCCCCCGACCCCAGCCCCCGGCCCGCCUACAAGGUGGUGCGUCGCCACCGCAGCAUCCACGAGGUGGACAUCUCCAACCUGGAGGCCGCGCUGCGGGCAGAGGAGCCCGGCGGGCAGGCCUACGAGACGCCACGGGAGGAGAUCGCCCGGCUGCGCAAGAUGGAGCUGGAGCCCCAACACUACGACGUGGACAUCCACAAGGAGCUCUCCACCCCCGACAAAGUCCUCAUCCCUGAGCGGUACAUCGACCUGGAGCCGGACACGCCCCUGAGCCCCGAGGAGCUGAAGGAGAAGCAGAAGAAGGUGGAAAGGAUCAAGACGCUCAUCGCCAAGUCCAGUAUGCAGAACGUGGUGCCCGUCGGCGAGGGGGACCUUGUGGACGUGCCCCAGGACUCAGAGAGCCAGCUGCAGGAGCAGGAGAAGCGGAUUGAAAUCUCCUGCACCCUGGCCGCCGAGGCCUCCCGCCGGGGCCGCAUGCUGUCUGUGCAAUGUGCCACCCCAAGCCCUCCCACCUCCCCUGCCUCCCCGACCUCACCAGCCAACCCCCUCUCGUCUGAAUCCCCACGGGGCGCCGACAGCAGCCAUGCCAUGCGGGUCUGA
Molecule: messenger RNA, 3186 nt
Organism: Pipistrellus nathusii (Nathusius's pipistrelle)
Lineage: Eukaryota; Metazoa; Chordata; Mammalia; Chiroptera; Vespertilionidae
Source: the annotation of a GenBank genome assembly